Molecule: messenger RNA, 1541 nt
Organism: Suricata suricatta (meerkat)
Lineage: Eukaryota; Metazoa; Chordata; Mammalia; Carnivora; Herpestidae
Exons: 11
Coding region: 45-1541 (498 amino acids)
Source: RefSeq, a predicted model, not a curated record
UUACUUUAACAAGUAUUUUCUUUCAGCUGUUCUCAGCCAAAGUCAUGGGAGAUCCCUUUCUCAUGGAGGAAAUAGGUCUGCUUGCACUCAAGUCUGCAGCAGGUGAAGGACAGAACCAAAGCCAAGAUUCUCACAUGCUUCUCCUGGAGACCUUUUCCAAACUUCUGGAACUCGUGACCCUCCGCCACCGGCUGAUAGAAAUGAGUCUGGAGAGUGUACAUUUAGCUCGUCUCUAUAAGGAACUGGCAUGGGAGAUGGGUUUUGAAGAGUACCAUUUGUAUCUGAGGCCUGUUCACUUUGAAUUUGCAUCACAUAAGGACAACGUGGACCAUCCACCUCCUGUUUUUAUCACCUCUCUGCUGGAGGACAGUGAUCGAGUGGACAGAUAUUCUCCUACUACUCUUGUGUUAGCCAUCUCUGAGGUGGAUGAUAACCAGGUUGGCAAGUUUAGCUUUUAUACAAAGGAAGCCAUCCUUAAGCUCUUAUUCCAUUCAGGAGUGGAAAAUAUGCAAGUGACCCUUGCAUGCCAAGCUGCUCAGAAAAAUGCUUUGAUGGUGGCUGUCCAACAGGCAUCCUUCUAUCACAUGUCCCGAUGGGGUUGUUCUGCUGAUGUGAAGGAAACAAGUUCAGAUCUGAGAAAUCGUGGUGGAAUCGGUCCAGUCAGAAGAAGAAAUUCUGGAAUUGUGAAUGGCAUAGAAAACUUCUUGUUAGCCCCAACUCCAAAAGUUCCAGACGCCCUUACUCAUCAUUCAGAAAGACUCCAGGCUACCAAAAGGGCGCCAGAGGCCUUUGUGUCUAUUCAACUAGAAAAGGUGGGGCUGCGGGACAUGAUGCUGAACGCCUUCCUUCUCAGGAAACAAACCAUGGGCGACAGAAUGAAGAACCAUGAUGAAAUUGGUAAAGUCAAGAGAGACGUUAUAAUUGAAUAUUGCCAGAGGUUCAACUGUCGUAUGUCUCACUAUGCUCUUCGGGGUCAGAUCAUGGCAUACAGCAGUAGCCUGAGAGCCCUGCUGGAAGAUUUCCCUACUAUCAGGGACACCUUUUUCAUGGUGGGGCAACCACAAGAAAAGAAAGGGUUGAGAGACUCCAAGGAGGGCCUCGAGGCUGACCCCAGGAGUUUCCAGCCCCGGCCACGAUGUUUGCUGUCUGCUGAUGGGAAAGUUUUCCUCAAUUUAUGGUUCAUACCCCAUCCUUCUGAAGUGCUGGUUAUGUUCAAAACACUGCCAGAAAAGGCAGCUUUUCAAGCCUUAAAGCUAACUCUACAGGUGAUAGCUCCUCUCCAUGACAUUGUGGCCUACCUUUUCAGUUUUGCUAAACUUGGAAAUUGCUCAACAUGUUUUAAAUUUCCUCAAAGUGCUAACCCUUUGAAAGGUGACUGGGGAGGAACUGAGGGCAUUGGGUCGGAGCUUCGAGAACUGCAGAAAAUGAUUGACAGCCUUCAGAGCCCCAAGGACCCUGCCCAUGUGUCCCAGGUGCUCCUCCUUCGAAGGGAGGUUAUAUUUUUGCAGUUUGAUGCUGCAGUGCGGCACCUCAUCCGGUAA